AUGUCUCUGUCUGGCAUCAUGGCGGCCUGGAGGAAGCCUUUCGAGCCGCUUGUUUCCACCUUCACGGCGGUCUUGGAGAAGAUGAUGGUCGUGGGGAUCCUCCGUUACGAGAUGCAGGUGAGCUUCAUGCCUGAUGCAGACAUUCGUAACCUACCACACGCCUGCCAUGAGCCCUCUCUAUCCAUCACGGAAACUUGUGAUCAGAUUCAUUCCGAGCUGCUGGUCCUGUUGGAGCUACUUAAUUUUCCCAGGAAAAGAGAGAUGGGAAGAAGACAGCCAUUGGAACUUGUUAACAUGGCUUCAAUGGAAAUCUCAUCACCCACCUCUUUCAUGGAUUCAGAUCCAUCUUUCUCAGUGGGAGAUGAGGAAGUAAGCAUGAAGAAUUCGGACGAAGAGCACAUGACGCUUCUACAUGAGUGUGGGAUCUCGUUCCCUUGCCUUCCCGAGUACAACCAUCACCUGAGGCAUCAGCACAAGAGUGUUGCACACCGUGAGCCCCAUGCAUGUCCUCACUGCCAGACGAAAGUCCUGUCGGCAAGGGCCCUGGAGAAGCAUCACAAGCUCCGUCAUUCGAAUCUACCUGUGUCUGAUCUGUGCAAGCUUUGCAAGCAAAAUGUAGUAACAGCAACAGAAGAUCCAGUGAUUGUUCCUAUCACUUCAAAGCCUCCUUUGGAAGUAGUCGGCCAUCAAUGUCUGCACUGUCCUCGCACUUUCACUAACAAGAAGCAUCUCAACAUCCAUGCCAAGGUUCAUUCUGUUCAAGAUGGUGAGCUGCUGGUGGGGAAGGUCCCAGAGGGACUCCCUUUUCUCACGUGCCUCACGUGUCGCAUAACUUGUCCGACGGUGAACGGCUUCAAGAAGCAUCGUUGUACUCUGCCUCCUGUUGUCUCCCAGCUGGUUACCCAAGGGAACAUGGAACGGGAGAGCCAAAGCACUGAUGGAAGUCACAUCCUAGCCCAGAGUGUCGAGGUCCUCAAACGUCUCACGGCUUUCAUCUGUGCGACGUGCAAGGAACGCUACAAGAGCUUUGAGCGGAUCUCGUACCACCUGUCUCGAUGUGAGGUCUUGCCUCUGUAUUCCUGUGAGCUCUGCUCCGAGUCCUUCUCUUCCCGUGCUCUUCUGAACCGGCACAAAGUCAAAUCCCAUCAUGGUGAGAGAGCCUUCUUCUGUGAUGAGUGUGAUCUGUCUUUUGAGUAUCGGCCUUCACUGCACAAGCACAAGGUCCAUCAUCAUGAGCAGAAGAAGACCUAUUUUGCUUGUGAACACUGCCCCAAGCGUUUCAUCAAGAAAAUCUUCCUGACGAAUCAUAUCGCUCGCAUGCAUGGGGUUGGGAACAUUAAGAAGAACUUCCUCUGUCAGAUGUGCGGCCUCAAGUUCACGCGGCAGUCGGCACUGACGGCUCACCAUCGGCAGUGCCACUCCGAAGGCGAGGAAGCUCCAUUUUCCUGCUCCUACUGCUCCAAGAAAUUCAGACGGCGUGAUCGCUUUAUUUUCCAUGAAAGAUCUCACACUGGUGAAAAGCCAUUCAGGUGCGAGGAGUGCAACAAGGCAUUCACCCGCAGCACCAAGCUGGAGGAGCACAAGCGUCGACACCGAGGAGAGAAGCGGCAUCGAUGCGUCUCCUGUAACAAGUCCUAUUCCAACUCCUGGGAUCUCAAAAUGCACAACAAGAAGCAUCAUCCUAAGAACAAGGAGGAAUGCACGAUUCAUCGGAACCCGGAACCGACGUCCGCGACGGGGACGAUCCCCUUGACGGAAGUCUUCAUCUCGUCCUCUCAUCCGUCUAGUGGAAGGACAUUGGAAGAACAGUUCCUUCCUUCAGAUGGAGCACAAAGAGUGUCAGUGAGCCUGGAGCCAGAUGGGAGUGGGAUCGUGGGAGCCGGAUCGACCCUUCAACUCCAUCUUCCCGCCAGCUCCACCCUCGAGGGCAUCCCCACCCUCUUCUAUACGCCCACACUCGAUCCGAAGAACACUUUUGACUCGGGCGAUUCGAGGGUGCCGUUGGGACCGGACGACAAAUCGGAUAAAUUGGAGGAAUUCUACAAGCAGCAGGGCUGGAACCUAUACCUAUUCGGCUGGGGCUGCGAGGACGAGUGCCGCUACGACUGCAUGUGGCAGAGGGUGAACGCCUUCAUUCGCGACGGCACGCCCAUCCCUCAGUAUCACGGCAAGUGGCCGUUCGUCCGAUGGCUGGGGAUCCAGGAGCCUGCGUCGACCGUCUUCUCCCUGGGAAACCUCUUCGCUCACGUGUACAUGUUGGGUGCGUUCCGGAAGAUGGUCGCGCCCUCGACGCCUUUCUACCGGUGGUGGCACCUCUUCGCCUUCGUACGUCGCCCGUUUUUUUUUUUUCCACAU
Darwinula stevensoni is the source of this 2355-nucleotide messenger RNA. NCBI's taxonomy places the organism in Eukaryota, Metazoa, Arthropoda, Ostracoda, Podocopida, Darwinulidae. The record is from the annotation of a GenBank genome assembly.